AUGGCUCAUUCGGCGCAACGAGGCAAAAUUCUCGCAGUUAUCGGUGAUGAAGAUACGGUUGUCGGAUUUCUUUUAGGUGGAAUCGGUGAAUUGGACAAAUCACGCAGGCCAAAUUAUUUAAUUGUUGGAAAGGAUACGCCAGCUGGUGAAAUAGAAGAAACGUUUAAAUCAUUUUGCUCUCGUGAUGACGUCGCAAUUAUAUUAAUAAAUCAGCAUAUAGCUGAAAUGAUUCGUUAUACCGUUGAUCAACAUACAGCAAGUGUUCCAGCGGUUUUGGAAAUACCUUCAAAGGAAUCACCUUAUGAUCCCUCCAAGGAUAGUAUAAUGAAUCGUGCAAAAGGAUUGUUCAAUCCAGAAGAUUUCCGAUAA
Dracunculus medinensis (Guinea worm) is the source of this 369-nucleotide messenger RNA. The record is from the annotation of a GenBank genome assembly. NCBI's taxonomy places the organism in Eukaryota, Metazoa, Nematoda, Chromadorea, Rhabditida, Dracunculidae.